CACAAUAUCAGUACUCUUGGACGUCUGUUUUUACGUUAGUCUAAAUAACAUCAAUCCAGAAAAAUGUCGACCUGGCUGAAGAUUGUGUUAGCGACUGUAUUGGUUUCAUUGAUGCCAAUACAGGGAAAAGCAUGUGAGGCUGGCUGGUUUGGUACCAACUGCCAGUAUAAAUGCCGCUGCAACAAUAACCAACCAUGUGACGAUAGCGGAAGGUGCACGAAUGGGUGUGAUCCUAAAUGGUUUGGACCCAGCUGUCAAUACGAGAAUAUUGCUGCAAAAGACACAUUUUCUUCACCUUUUAAAACUAGUACCACCUGCGUAGGACAAGCCUCACCAGUGGAGGUUAAGUGGAAUAGAGAGUAUAUAUUUACAUGGAUGAGAUUAGUGUUUAGCUACAAAGCAGACAACAAUAUAUCUGUUACUGUUAAAAAUAGGAAUGAUGUGCUCACAAAGUGCAACAACAACACUGUUGUUCUUAUUAACGAGACAACUUUAGAUUUCCAUUGCAAAGAUGUUUUGUACAUGAAGGAAAUAAAGAUAGAGAUGUCUUCACCAUCAAAACUAUGUUCUUUAUAUAUAAGCGGAGGACGUAACGUUGCUUUAAGACAAAAAGCAACACAAACUGGAACAUUAGUUGGCUAUGGCUACACGUCAAUUGACACCCGAGCUGAGAAUGCUGUUGAUGGUAAUACUAACCCAGUUUUGGAUGGAAAAAGCUGCACACAUACAGAUACAAAACAUCAACCAAAAUGGAAUCUUACUUUGGAUAAAAUUCGUCCAGUUUACAGAUAUGACAUCUUUAACAGAAAAGCCAACGCUGAUCGGCUAAUGAACUUUACAUUAAAAUCAAGCAACAGCAAAGGAGAAGUUUUUUCUUACCAGGAUCCAAACAACAUACAGCCAGUGUAUACUAUCCUCCACAACACCACACUGAGAGACAUUAAUUUUGUUGAAAUUAGUGUCGUCAACCUAUUCAAAAUUCUUACUUUAUGUGAGGUUGAAAUUUACGGAGACUCCAUCUGUGAUCCCGGCAAGUUUGGCCGAGACUGUGAGUACUCGUGUAACUGUGACGUCACAUCAGAGACAUGCUUGGUCAGUACAGGCGGAUGUCUGUCUGGUUGUAAAGCUGGUUUCUAUGGUGAAGGAUGCAUUGCCACCUGCCCAUCUGGCAAGUAUGGUAAAGAUUGCGCCAACUACUGUGAUCUGAGAUGUUAUGAUACACAGUGUGAUCACGUGACUGGUGUCUGCACCAAUGGGUGUGAAGCUGGGUACAUGCCUCCAACCUGCCAAGAUGAAUGUAAGGCUGGCUUUUACGGAAUGAACUGUUCCACUACCUGCUCCACUCAUUGCAACACGAUUUGUAAGGCAACUGAUGGAACUUGUCAAUGUGAACCCGGAUAUGAAGGAGCAACUUGUACAAACGCAUGUAGAGAAAGAUUCUACGGUGUAGACUGUAAGGCCAGCUGUAGCAUGAACUGCGUGAAUCAGUCUUGUGAUAAUGUUGAUGGUAAAUGUAAUGAGUGCCCUCCUUGCAAAACUGGAGACUUCUGUGAAAAAAAUAGUACAGUAGCCAACCAACCCAUCACUUCUGCUGUCAUCACGUCGUUAACAAGUUUUCUCGCAUUUGUUGUUGGAGUUGUAGUUGGGAUCUUUAUAAAAAGGUGCUUUCUACGAUGCAAAAAUAAGCAACGAAAAGAAAAGACAGAAAUAUAUGCACGUACAGAUGCUGCCGAAAUGACACACGUUUAUAAUCAAGCAGAAUCGGAUUACCACAUUUAUGAGAAGCCUAUAAAUUGAAACGGCUGAAACAAGAACUGUUUUUAUGACAUUCAAAACGAAUACCAUAGUCAUAUGCAAACACGUUCAUUUAUUUUAUUCUUUUAUUUUUUUUUUAAAAGAGCCACAUUGCCUAGCUAGUUUUAAAAACAAUAUCACAUAUUUUAAUAAUUUUUGUUUUUUUACCUUAAUGUUUUUUGAAUUUUCGAAUUUUAAAACGCUGUUGCAACAAGGCAAUAUUAUUUAUAAAGUCACAGUGUUUAGUUAUGUAUCAACUUUUGAGAGAUUUUUGGUAACCAAAAGUGGUACUUACUCUACUUACAAUUUCUCAAAAGCCCAUAACGUUUAUGCUACUUUACAUAUUAAGUAUCACAUUUUAUGUGUAUGUUUUGUUCGAUAUUUAGAAACCGAAAGUGGUACUUUACUAUACUUACUAUACGUAAGUGGUACUUUUACUAUAUUUCUGAUAUCUAAAAUAACGAUAACUUAAGUGUCGUUUUAGUUAAGUAAAUAAAGUUUUAUACUGAAGUAUAAAGUCUUAUUCUCUUGAUUCUAACAAAUUUUGAGUGGUUUUAUUUGUGUGUGAAUUGAAGUAUUACUUAACGUUAUUUCCGAUUUCUGAAAAAAAGAUCACUUCUAGCUAUCCGCUUUCUUUAAAACUGUUUUACCUAGGUCUAUACUCGAAGACAAUGCAUUGUGACAUUGAAUUUGGCUGAAUUAAAUGUUUAAUUAACUUUUUCAAUUAAAGCACACAUUUUAAUUUAUAUUAUACACACGUUUAUUUUCAUUUGGUGCACAUUUUUUUUCUACGCGAUUCUAUCCUUUACAAAAAAAAAGUACUAUACGAGAACGUUUAAUGUAGAUCACUCCCUCUUUUCUAUCAUAACAAUUACACAUUGAUAUUUUCUUCUUAUUUAUUAUAUGUGUGUAACAAGAUCUUAUUCAAAGUUUAAUAAAAAAAUUGUUAUAUUGUAUGUUUUGUUUUUGAUAGUUUGUUAAAAGAACGCUACGUUCUUUAUAGCUUUAGGUCUGAAAGCGACAAACUCAAGUUUGAUUGAUUUUUUUUAAAGAGAACGAAUUAUUUAAUUUCACCAAAUAUUUUAGUUGUACAGUGGAUUUUUUUAGGUAACUUGGAACAAAUAGAAAUUAAUUAACCUAAACACAAUUGCUAAAAUUAUUAGUACAUGAUCAAUUAGUGCAUUAUAUUUUAUUCAUUUAAUAUAUAUUUUUUGUUUUGCUAAGGAUUUUAUUCAUUAAAUAACCUUACUUUUUCUCACUUGUUCAUGUGUUUGUAGAAUUCUCCGACAUCGAUCCUUCGUAUUUGACUGUAAUAAGAAAAUACUAAAAAAAAACUUUUUCAUCAAUUGAAUUUUAUGUAUGGAAGUUCAGCAUGAGCACAAAUUGUAAAUAAAUAUUUUGUGAACAGAGUAAAAAUAGGUAGACCUACACAAAAUCACCUUGCGAACUUAAAGUCACGAGUUCGAGUCCGAGUCAGCAUAGCGUCCCUAAGUCAAGCCAGCUCUAAUGGGUACCUAACUAAUGUUAGGGAAAGUGGAGGCGGCUGGGAAAGUGUUGAAGUCAAGAAACAUAUGAAGUCUGCUUUAUCUGCCAAAUGGAUAACUAGGUCUAAAGAGAAUUCUUUACUUUUUUAUAUUAAUUAAAUACAUACAAGUGAAUAAGUAAAAUAGUUUUUAUACAUUGAACUUAAGUGUUACAGCACAAGUAAUGUAUUACAUUAUUUUAAUAGCUUUCGAUACAUAAAGUAUUAAACAUUUAAAACGAUUCCUGCCGGUAAAUAAACUAA
Molecule: messenger RNA, 3580 nt
Organism: Physella acuta
Lineage: Eukaryota; Metazoa; Mollusca; Gastropoda; Physidae
Source: RefSeq, a predicted model, not a curated record